Molecule: messenger RNA, 4092 nt
Organism: Thamnophis elegans (Western terrestrial garter snake)
Lineage: Eukaryota; Metazoa; Chordata; Lepidosauria; Squamata; Natricidae
Gene: PTCHD1
Product: patched domain containing 1
Exons: 3
Coding region: 1348-4092 (914 amino acids)
Biological process (GO): cognition; chemical synaptic transmission
Cellular component (GO): synapse; plasma membrane
Source: RefSeq, a predicted model, not a curated record
UCGUGGAAUUGCCGAGACGUUUCUGAUUCUUGGCAUUUAAACCGCCGAAUCCUCACUAUGCGUUGACAAAGAAGAGCAAUCGCUUGAAACCAAUGAAAUACACAAAACUGUAUCUCUGCGCUGCUCCGGUCGGAAAACAAUGGGAGCCACGUUCGCUUGCGUGCGAAUAAGUCCACCUCUCCCAAACAGGCUUCUUCGAGGAUUGCUUCAAAGGUGAGACUCGAAAACUUUGCCAUGCGUCAGGAAUCGGUUGGUAGUUCGCUCUCCCCUUUUCCUUGCUGAUCUUCCGACAUUGAUGGGCAGCAGCUAUUUCGCUUGGAUGGGACAUGCCGGCGGCGCUGACAUGGAUCUCACCUGAAGGAGGGUCUGGUCGUUUUUUAAAGUAAUAACAAUUACAGCCAUCCUAGUUGCGCGAUAGUUUCAUUGAAACUGCAACCCCGAGCGAACAAGGAAGCUCCGAUUAAAGGAUUGGCCACCGGUAAUUGACAGUCAGCAGCCGGGAUUUCCAGCUAAAUUGCCUACACUGUGGGAGGAAAGGGGUUGUGUUAUCUUGUUUAAUAUUAAUUCGGUGCGACCCUCCAGAUCCCAGUGCCGGAAAUGAGCCUGGGAAGAUGGGGCGAGAAGGCGCUCUUCUGCCUAGUCGCCCGCUCUGAGCCACCAGCCUCUCGUACAGCUUAAUAACUGUCAUGAAAAAGCCGGCAAAGAAACUGCCCCUGAACUCCGGCGCAGCCUUAGUGGUGUUGGCGGCGGCGAGGGCUUUGAAACGGCAAAUCUCUCCCACUCUCGGGAUUGUGGCUGAGGAAGGGGCGAGUCUCUUUCCUGGCCUCGAUUAGAGGCGCGGGUGGGGAGGAAAGCCAACCAUUCAGUUUUGCAGAUGUAGUCAGCCGUAGCCCCAGGGUCUCAGGAGCUCUGUUCUGUGCUUAACUGAGUUAGUCAGCAAGUGUGUCUACCGACAACCCCCCCUUUCUGUAUUCCUCCAUAUCUUUCCUGGGUAAACAAUCCUUACCCACCCACUUGGUUUGGCAGAAAGAGCUGCCACCAUAAGUGGAGAAAAUAAAUAGAUUUUGCCAUCAAUAAGAUCUUGGCUUCCUCGCUUACCAACAACCCCACCCUCGAGUUUUUAUUUUUAUUUUUUGUUUUUUUAUUUUAUUUUUGCUCACGCCCUUUUCCCUUUCGGAAUCUCUGUUGUUGUUUAAAGUCAGACAAUGGGGCGCCGGGAAACUCCCUUCGGCAGCCUGGAGGGAGGCGAAGAGCUUUAGCACUCACCGCGCAGAAAGGGGGAGUGCGGGUUACCUGCUCGGUCAAUUUCAGCCCACAAGGGAAGCUCCCGCCUGCCUGGGCUCCCCAAUGGUUUUGCCUGGGCUCUGGGAGAGCUUCAGAUUCCGUCGUGCGCACCUCGCCCUCCUGAGCUGCUUCUGCACUAGAAUGUUGCGGCAGGUUUUGCACAGAGGGCUGAGAACGUCUUUCGCCAGACUCGGCCACUUCGUUGCCAGCCACCCGGUCUUCUUUGCCUCUGCGCCCGUGCUCAUCUCCAUCUUGCUGGGGGCCAGUUUCAGCAAGUACCAGAUCGAGGAGAGCGUGGAACACCUGCUGGCCCCCAAACACAGCCUGGCCAAGAUCGAGAGGAACCUAGUCAAUAGCCUCUUCCCGGUGAACCGGUCCAAGCACCGGCUGUAUUCCGAUCUGCAGACCCCAGGGAGAUACGGCAGAGUCAUCAUCACAUCCUUUGUCAAGGCGAACAUGCUGGACCAACAUCAUACGGAUCUGAUCUUAAAGUUGCAUUCUGCUGUGACCAGAAUCCAAGUACAAAGACCUGGUUUCAAUUACACAUUUGCUCAUAUCUGCAUCCUAAAUAAUGACAAGUCCUGCAUAGUGGAUGAUAUUGUACAUAUCUUAAAGGAACUAAAGGCUGCUCGCUUGUCUAAUCAAACUAAUUUUGCUAUCAGAUAUCCAAUCACACACUUAAAGGAUGGCAGGGAAGUAUAUAAUGGGCACCAGCUUGGUGGAGUCACUGUGCACAGCAAAGAUCGAGUUAAGUCUGCCGAAGCCAUUCAGCUUACCUAUUACUUGCAGGCUAUCAAUUCCUUAAAUGACAUUGUAGCAGAAAAAUGGGAAUCCAACUUCUGUGACACAAUAGAACUUUUCCAGAAAUACAACCGGAAUGUCACAAUGUAUCCUUUCACUUCAUCAUCCCUUCAAAAAGACUUCCAGAAGACAAGUAGGAUAUCAGAACAUUACCUAACCACAAGCCUAGUCCUUGUGGUGACCUUGGCAAUGCUCUGUUGUUCCAUGCAAGACUGUGUCCGCAGCAAACCUUGGCUUGGCCUCCUUGGCUUGUUAACUGUGACUCUGGCCACUCUCACUGCAGCUGGAAUCAUUAAUCUGACUGGUGGGAAAUAUAAUUCUACCUUCCUGGGAAUUCCCUUCAUCAUGUUAGGGCACGGAUUAUAUGGAACUUUUGAAAUGCUGUCCUCCUGGAGGAAAACUAGAGAAGACCAACAUGUAAAAGAGAGAACUGCAGCUGUGUUCGCAGACUCCAUGCUCUCCUUUUCUCUCACCACUGCCAUGUAUCUCGUGACUUUCGGGAUUGGUGCCAGCCCUUUCACCAACAUUGAAGCAGCCAGGAUCUUCUGCUGCAAUUCUUGUAUUGCAAUUUUCUUCAACUACCUCUAUGUACUCUCCUUUUAUGGUUCCAGCCUCGUGUUUACUGGCUACAUAGAAAACAACUACCAGCAUAGUAUCUUCUGCCGAAAGGUACCAAAACCAGAGGUAUUGCAAGAGAAGCCUGCUUGGUAUAGAUUUCUUCUGACAGCCAAAUUUAGUGAGGAUACAGCAGAGUCUGAGGAAAUGAACAGUUAUGAAAGCCACCUUUUGGUGUGUUUCCUCAAGCGUUAUUACUGUGACUGGAUAACAAACACAUAUGUCAAGCCUUUUGUAGUUCUCUUUUACCUUAUUUAUAUUUCCUUUGCCUUAAUGGGCUACUUGCAGGUCAGCGAAGAGUCAGACCUCAGUAACAUUGUAGCAACUGCGACACAAACCAUGGAGUAUACUGCUGCUCAGCAGAAGUACUUCAGCAAUUACAGCCCUGUCAUUGGGUUUUAUAUUUAUGAAUCAAUAGAAUAUUGGAAUGUGACUGUUCAAGAUGACAUGCUAGAGUAUACUAAGGGGUUUGUAAGGAUAUCUUGGUUUGAGAGCUAUUUGAAUUAUCUGAGAAAACUCAACAUAUCAACUGGAUUAUCUAAAAAGAAUUUUACUGAUAUGCUGAGGAACUCCUUUCUGAAAGCUCCCCAAUAUGCCCAUUUUUCAGAGGAUGUCAUUUUUUCCAAAAAAUACAAUAAUAAAGUUGAAGUGGUGGCCUCUCGAAUGUUCUUGGUAGCUAAGACCAUGGAUACCAAACGAAAAGAGCUCUAUCCCCUCCUGGAAACUUUACGAAAGCUGUCUCUCAAAUCUAAAGUGAAGUUCAUUGUUUUCAACCCAUCCUUUGUCUACAUGGAUCGUUAUGCCUCCUAUGUGGGGGGGCCCUUGCAGAACUCCUGUAUUAGUGCUUUAUUCCUGCUCUUCUUCUCUGCAUUCCUAGUGGCAGAUUCUCUCAUCAAUGUAUGGCUCACACUCACUGUUGCCUCAGUUGAAUUUGGAGUUAUAGGUUUUAUGACCCUGUGGAAAGUUGAGCUGGACUGUAUUUCUGUGUUAUGUUUAAUUUAUGGAAUUAAUUAUACAGUUGACAACUGUGCACCUCUCUUGUCAACAUUUGUCCUGGGCAAAGAUUUCACAAGAACUAAAUGGGUAAAGAAUGCCCUGGAAAUGCACGGGGUAGCGAUUUUACAGAGCUAUCUCUGCUACAUUGUUGGUCUGAUUCCUCUUGCAACUGUGCCUUCAAAUCUGACCCGUACACUGUUCAGGUGCUUGUUUUUGAUAGCAUUAGUCACCUUCUUUCAUUGCUUUGCCAUUUUACCUGUGAUACUAACUUUUCUGCCACCGUCAAAGAAAAAAAGGAAAGAGAAGAAAACUCCUGAGAAUCGGGAGGAAAUAGAAUGUGUUGAAAUGGUGGAUAUGGAUAGUACCCGUGUGGUUGACCAAAUUACAACAGUCUGA